Paramecium pentaurelia is the source of this 676-nucleotide messenger RNA. Lineage: Eukaryota; Ciliophora; Oligohymenophorea; Peniculida; Parameciidae. The record is from the annotation of a GenBank genome assembly.
AAUGGCUACCACUCUUGAAUCAAUAAAAAAAGAAAUAAUUGCAUAAAAAGAAGCUUAGAAUGGAGAAUUAGAAGAUUUAGAUAUUGAAGGAAUAGCAAUUGGUCAAUUUGAUAAUCAAUCAGCAAAUCUAAUUCAAUAACAUUAGAAUCUUAUAAGUUUGAGUCUUGUUGAAUGCAAACUCAAAAACUUGGAAGGAUUCCCUAAAUUGAAUAAUUUGGAAAAUCUAAUUUUGGAGGCAAAUCAAUUAGAUGGAUAAGCUAUAUCUUACAUAAGCAAAAAUUUCAAGUAAUUAGCAUGUUUAAGUCUUGCAGAUAAUAAAAUUUCUACAUUUGAAGUAAGAUAUCACAAUUAAAUAAUAGGAUGUAGAGCCUUUGAAAUAACUAAAGUAAUUACAACAGUUAGAUUUGGCAGACAAUCCAAUUACACAACUUCCUGGAUAUUUCAAUAAAGUUUUCUAGCUCAUUCCAUCUUUAUAAGUGUUGGACAAUAAGGAUAAAGACGGAUAAGAAAUUGAACUUUCUGUAAUAUUAAUUUCUAUAAAUUCAUUAGAGUGGUGAAGACGAACUAGAUGAAUCUGAUGAUUAAGGAGGUAAAGAAGGAGAUGAGGAUGAAGAAGAUGAAUUUGAUGAAGAUGAUGAAUCUGAUCCUAAACCAGUUAAGAAGACUAAGAAAUGAA